Messenger RNA from Oryza brachyantha (malo sina), 1683 nucleotides. Its product is annotated as putative F-box/LRR-repeat protein At5g02700. Lineage: Eukaryota; Viridiplantae; Streptophyta; Magnoliopsida; Poales; Poaceae. Gene Ontology annotation, molecular function: transcription coregulator activity; protein binding. The transcript has 6 exons. The record is from RefSeq and is a predicted model, not a curated record. Bases 1 to 1407 code for a protein of 468 amino acids. Gene Ontology annotation, biological process: regulation of DNA-templated transcription.
AUGGACGAGUUAGGGAUCAUCGAGGAAGGAGUCGACUGGAGGUUCCGCCUUGGCCAGGACAUUCGCAAUAGGGUAACACAUGAUAUAAUGUUCACCCUGCAGAUGAAACUGCAGACAGCUGCUUUUACAACAUUGACUGAUCUUCAGAAAGUUGCUGCCAGAAUAGAGGAGAGGAUCCAUACAAUAGCUAUUGACUAUGGUGAUUAUCUGCGGAGGAUUAGUCUAAUAAAAGGCGAUUUGGAGGAUUCAUAUCCUGUGCUAUUGAACAAUUUUAUGCAUAUCCGUCAGCAAGCUUCAACCCCUUCAUUUUUUUUGCUCCAUCAAAAGAAUAAGCAGGGAAAAAUUAUCCAAGCAGAAGGAAAUAUUCAGGGGGCAUCAUCCAGCAGCAUGCUAUCUAAUCAGGUGCCCCUGAAUGGCCACAAGGAGCCCUCCCACCCCUGUGGGAAAGACAGGAUCAGUGAACUCCCUAACGAUUUGAUCCACCAUAUCAUGUCGUUCUUGUCGAUGCGGGAGGCGGCGCGCACCACUGUUCUGUCCCGCUGGUGGUGCAACAGGUGGACCUUCUUGCAGCACAUGAAGAUUGACAUAGAUUGGUUCCAUAUGGACAGGGUGAAGUUCAGUGCUUAUGUUGACAAGAUAUUGCUAAGACGUGACCGUGCUAAUGCUCCCAUGGAUACAUUCCAGUUAGAUUCUUUUGCGAUAGACCGUGCCAGCUCCUGGAUCCACCAUGCUAUCAAGCACAAUGCUAAAGUGGUUAAGUUUUCAGAGUAUGAAAGAUGGGAGCCAUUCUACCUAGAUCCACAACUUGUGGGGUUUAGUUCUCAGUACCUGACAACUUUGGAGCUUAUCAAUGCCGACAUAGAUGAGAUGGUAUUUGAUCCGUUAAACAAUGCAUGCCCGGCGUUGGAAAAUCUGCUGCUGAAGGACUGCUUAAUGGAUGUGCAAGCAAUUUCUUCAGACUCUCUGAAGAAUUUGGAUAUUAUUGGCUGUUCUCUUCUGAAAAAUAUUAGCAUCAGCACUCCUAGCUUGGUAUCGUUGCGCAUCAAGGAUCAACGAAUGGCCAAUUCUUCAUCUAGAAAUUCUUACCUGACAUUCACAACAAUCACUCUCAUUGAUGCCUCAAAUGUCACUUGUAUGGAGUUGUCAGCUAUUGAUAGACAGUUUACAUUCGUGGAACAAGAUGGGAGCGGCCCGAUGUUCAGGAAUCUCAGGAGGUUGCACCUGGGUGAAUGGUGCAUUGCUGAUCGGUUUUCGCCUCUACGUCGAUACGUCCAGCACUCGCCUAUGCUGAAGUCCGUGUUUCUCAAGCUCAGUCUGACGGAUUGGAGGUUCGAACUCACAACCGAUCAAUUAACGGCGUUGGUUGAGAUUAGCCGCGGAGGCGUCAUCUUUAUUGAUUUCGAGUAGCACUGAAGGCUGCGAGGGCUUCUGCAAGAGCGCAAAUAAGGAAUGAAACUGCUGAGCUGCCCAGUGUUGCAAGCUGCCUGCUGGUGUUGGGAAACAUUGAGACCAAUGAAGUUUCUUGUGUUUUAAUUCAGGUGGAUCAAACUUUGUUGCUGUGUUAGUUACAUGAUACUCGACUAUUCGCGUCUGGAGUUUGGAUGUUGCCUUUGCUGUGGAGUCAUGGCUUAUACUGUGCGUGGUUGAUCAUUAUACUAAUGAGUCGUUUAAACCUUAUCAUGU